Trichophyton rubrum CBS 118892 is the source of this 570-nucleotide messenger RNA. RefSeq lists its product as uncharacterized. The record is from RefSeq and is a predicted model, not a curated record. Lineage: Eukaryota; Fungi; Ascomycota; Eurotiomycetes; Onygenales; Arthrodermataceae. The coding region runs from base 1 to 570 and encodes 189 amino acids. The transcript is spliced from 2 exons.
AUGGGGCUGAGGCUGGCGAUACACUCUCGAGAGCCCUGUGUCUCAGCCAUAAACAGACCCCGUACGGCUUGUUGUAGAUACGAUGAAGAAACACAAAUCUUCCGCGAUGAACGACGAAUCUGCCAUGAAGUGCUUUUACCCGAAAGCAAUCAGCCAGGCAGCUAUCUACGCUUUAACCCUCCCAAGCGUAUCAAACAAACACUUUUCGCAUCCACAAUACCUUACCAACCCACCAUCGAACGACAAAUAAACAAACAAACCACUUCACACCUCGCAAGAAUGGCAGCUAUUGUCCUUGCUCUCGGCGCCGCCAUCUACAUCACCGCCGAGAAGAUCCAGGGCCGCCGAGAAAAGGAGCGCGUCUUGAAGGCUAAGAAUGCCACAAAACAAGCCCUCCUUAAAGAUGACGACAGUGUCAUGGCCGUCGAGGACCUCCCUGCGUAUCAGACGGAGAAACUUCCAGCAUAUGAUUUUGAGCAGAACCACCACCAGCAGCAUCCGGUACUUGUGUCCAGCGAACUCACGGAAAGUUCAAGCCAGCGAUAUUACCUCCAGGCGCGGUCCACCUGA